This is a messenger RNA of Mesocestoides corti, 948 nucleotides long. The record is from the annotation of a GenBank genome assembly. Lineage: Eukaryota; Metazoa; Platyhelminthes; Cestoda; Cyclophyllidea; Mesocestoididae.
AUGAUAGUGAAGCAAGUUUACUGUCGAAGCUGGGCCAAAGUUGUGACGUCUCGGUAUUUCUCCAAAUGCACAUCAACUCCGGUUCUUCCUAAAGGCUCCUUCCUUCACCGAAUAAACGAACAUUUUACUCCAAUAGCCGAGGCUGAUCCUGAAUUCGACAUCGCCGCCUUGGCUCGGAGCGUUGAACGAAGAGGCCUCACGGAAGUCUUCCCCUCGGAGUACCUUGAAAGACUUGACAAACAGGCUCGUGAUAUUCGCGCUUAUGAAAAGGAGCUCCAGCAUAUUGAAGCUCGACGUUUGCGUCUUCACGACGAAUAUCAGGAAGCUUCCAGUUCAGGAAACGCAGCGCUUCAGGACCAACUUCGUGCAGCGUCGAAAUUAAUCAAAAAGGAGAAAAAUAAGUUAAAAGAACUUCAUAGAACGCUUGCUUUCAAUGUCAUGGAGGAUCUUCUGAAGUUGCCUAAUCGACUGCGUGAAGCUGAGUGUUCCCUUCCCCCAGAAACUCUGUUUUCUCAAACGUCCACCCCGACAUCUCUCCAGGAUGCUAUACGAGCUACAGAUCUAGAUACGUCAAUUGUAAACAAAGACUGCGGUACGUACUAUACUGGAAAACUUGCUGACUUCCGACACGAGAUGUCGAGGCUGUUGGCCGUCAUCAGCGGUGAAGUGGAGAAGGCAAUGGGAACCCCGGCCCUGAGGUGUUCGCUCUCGGACUUUGUUCGUCUGCCAGUGGCUGAAGCUUGCGCCUGGACGCCUUCUCUGGAUGAAGUGAUACAGAUACAGCAUACGAAGGACGAUGUCAUCAUUCCAAAGCCUGGUGAUCAACCGCUUAUUAAUCCUUACACGCGACUCUGUCUCGUCGGAUCAGCAAGCCUAGCAGCAUUUGCAGGCAUGUUUGCGUUUGAUGGCACGUUAAUGCAUUUCACCUUGUCUGAAUUUUCUAACUAA